GUUGGCUGUGUGGCGGCGAGCUGCGUGCCGACGCAGAGAGACCUGACAGCGCCGAGCUCAUGUCCGCCGUGGCGGCCUGGCUUUGUUUUUAGGCCAGGUCUCCGGGACCGGCCCGGGAAGAUGGUGCUGGGGGGCUGCCCUGUGAGUUAUCUACUGCUGUGCGGCCAGGCGGCCUUGCUGCUAGGGAACCUGCUGCUGCUGCACUGCGUCUCUAGGAGCCACUCGUUUAAUGCCACGGCCGAACUGGAUCUCACACCCUCAGGCGCCGCUCACCCCGAGAGUCCCGUAGCCCCGAGCUGGGAAUACAGCGACCCCCACUCUCCGAUCAUCCUUUGCUCUUACCUACCUGAUGAGUUUGUAGAUUGCGAUGCCCCAGUGGAUUUCGUUGGAAAUGAAACCGCGACCAAGGAACUUGGUUAUGGUUGUUUCAAGUUUGGAGGUCAGGCCUACAGUGAUGUGCAACACACUUCGGUCCAGUGCAGAGCCCUGGAUGGAAUUGAGUGCGCCAGUCCCCGGACCUUUCUACGAGAGAAUAAGCCUUGUAUAAAGUACACUGGACACUACUUCAUAACCACGUUGCUCUACUCCUUCUUCCUGGGAUGUUUCGGCGUUGACCGUUUCUGUUUGGGACACACUGGAACAGCCGUUGGGAAGCUGCUGACACUGGGGGGACUUGGGAUCUGGUGGUUUGUUGACCUAAUUUUGCUCAUCACUGGAGGGCUGAUGCCCAGUGACGGCAGCAACUGGUGCACUGUCUACUAAAAGCUGCCACUGUCCCAUGCCAGCAAGGAUAAAAAAGUGUUCGGCUGCCUGGCUAAUUACUACAAGCUCCAAAUUCUUCUCCAAACAUCGCUUUCCCCUUUAGAAGUUCGGACUGAACUUUGCAACCCAAACCUUACCUUGCAGACCAGAAAUGACAAGCAGUGUUGUGGGGGUCCAGUCAUACCUUUCUUCAUGUGUAAAAUAGCAAAGAUAGUGACUUUUUCUGAGUUCUGUUUCUCUGUGACUGGAUCUUGAGUCAUCCGGAGCAGGGGGUCCCAACAGGACCAAGCAAGUGUUUACUUGUACACAGCCUUUCGUGACCCAGAAUUUCCAAGCACAGGUCAUAAACUGUGCCAAUGAAAAAUCUCCAGGUGACAUAGAAAUGACCAUGGAUCUUAAUUACACACCAAAAUUCUGACUCUGUGAAGUUAAAUUACAGAAUAAAAUUUUAAGACCUA
Messenger RNA from Phodopus roborovskii (desert hamster), 1220 nucleotides. It is a transcript of the gene Tm2d2, whose product is annotated as TM2 domain containing 2. The transcript has 4 exons. NCBI's taxonomy places the organism in Eukaryota, Metazoa, Chordata, Mammalia, Rodentia, Cricetidae. The record is from RefSeq and is a predicted model, not a curated record. Bases 121 to 762 code for a protein of 213 amino acids.